UGGGAAACUUCAUUUCAUUAUCAGCCGGUCGAUUAUUUAGUAUUUACGCAUACAAGUAACUUAAAGCGAGGUAAAUAUUGUAAAAAAAUACGAUGAGUGAUCUAUUGGAAGAUGAUCUCGAGUUUCGUGGUGGUACUCUGCAACUGUCCUCUGAAAAUGCUAACGCGGAAGCACGACGUAAUCAACGAGAAAAUACAUCUAACUCAAAUACACAAGUUAAUCCAUCGGUCUUAUCUGGUGCAGACUCUCUGACUUCAUCGUCCUCGUCAUUCGCAGAUGCAAGACAAGACAAUCAAGCAAAUGCUCAACAGGAAAAUGAUACCGUACGGACGGUGUACCCUCGUUAUGACAUGCCAUUCAACAAAGAAAACAUUAAGGAUUUCUUUACAUUCCGCAAAGGAGUCGUAGAAAAUGCUAUUCAGGAGUGUAUUACAGCUCUCUUAUUCCCUGAAGAUGGAGAAUACUUAGGUUCCUGGUUAUUAACAGAGAUCACAUUAUGGGAUAAUGAGAAAGAAAGGAUUGUCCUUCUAACUUCAAGAUUAGUUAUGACUAUAAAGUAUGACUUCAUUGCUAUGAAGCAGUUGGACUUCAAGAAGACAUAUUUAGAUGAUCUAGACACCAUAGUCAUAGGAGAAUUAGUUUAUCCGCCGUCUUCUCUAGUGCCAGAACGAAACCUCCGUGGAGUUCGCUUGAUGUGGAACAAAGGGGAGCCACUGCCUAUGAAGACUGUUUGGAACCCUUUCAGCCAAGAUGUGCCGUUUCUGACUUUCGCUUCACACCCUAUAUAUUGGCAUAAGGAUGGAGGCAUAGAAGAAAGAGAAACGUACGAUAUGGAAAUAUUUGCUCAAAAACUGCAAAGGGCUAUUGAAAAUAUGACGUCAUCUUGCUGCAUACAUCACUCACCUAUUGUAAUCCAAAGCUACCUAGGUAUCACUUCCUUACUCCACAAUAAAACUAGUAUGGGCUUCUUCAAGGUCAGAGGUAAAUUUAGUUUUUAGAAAUAAUUUAUUAUCUGUAUUCGAUAGUAUUUGACAUUUUGGAUAGAUAGUAAGGCUGUAUAUGGGUAUACUAUUACCAGAUUGUUUAUUAAAAAGGAUUGUGUCAAAACAUUUUUUUUUUUUUUUUGGAAAUUUCAGUUGUAAUUUUCCCUGUGAUUUUUUGUUGUAUAAUUAUUAAAUAUUGGUUAAAAAAUAUAUGAUAAUUAUUGAAAAUAAUGAAAUAAGUGCUCUGACUUUGAUAUAUAUUUCCUUGUAUCGAUCUAUGAACUAUAGAUUCACAACGAUUGCUCGACUUAGUAAUUAAAUAUAUUUGUAUAUACGAUUCUUUACUUCUUAAAGUUGUUUUUAUAGAAUACAUUUAUUUUUAAUUUAAUAUAAUAUGAAUUAUAAGCUAAUGUUUUAUAGAUACA
Messenger RNA from Melitaea cinxia (Glanville fritillary), 1408 nucleotides. Its product is annotated as tumor protein p63-regulated gene 1-like protein. The record is from RefSeq and is a predicted model, not a curated record. Bases 93 to 998 code for a protein of 301 amino acids. Lineage: Eukaryota; Metazoa; Arthropoda; Insecta; Lepidoptera; Nymphalidae. The transcript has 5 exons. Gene Ontology annotation, cellular component: cytoplasm.